AUGCAACCCCUCCUCCGAACAAACCUAGCCCCUCGCUCCAACCACAGGCGUCCCACGCCAGUCAACCAACCCCCUUCCACCCCCUUGAAAAUCCUCAUCGCCCCCUCCGGCUUCAAAGGGAGCCUGAGCCCCCACGAAGUCGCCGACUGCAUCGAGACCGGCAUCCGGCGCGUCAUCCCCUCUUCUUCCGCCGCCGUAGUGCGCAAAGUGCCCCUCGCCGACGGCGGCGAAGGCUUCGCGCAGGCGCUCGUCGCCGCCACGAAGGGCGAACUGCGGCCCCUCACCGUGACCGGGCCCGCCGGCGAGCCUGUCCGGUCGCACUAUGGCGUCUUGGGUAGCAGCGGCGGCGGCGGCGGCGGCAGGAAGGACAGCGCCGCCGCCCUCCUCCCCGUCGUCGACACCGAUGCUGGGACGGUUUCCAGCUCUGUUGGCACCCCCAGCACCGUCGCCAGCCCAAGCGGCAACAGCACUACUACUGGCAAAACCGCCGUCAUCGAAAUGGCCACCGCCGCCGGCCUGUCGCUCGUCCCGCCCUCCGCGCGUGACCCGACGCUGACGACCACCUACGGCGUCGGCCAGCUGCUCGCCGCGGCGCUCGACGACAGCGCCGUAUCGCGCAUCCUCGUCGGCUGCGGCGACUCGGGGACCAGCGACGGCGGCGCGGGCAUGCUGCAGGCCUUGGGCGUGAAACUUCUCGAUGCCGCCGGACGAGAGCUGCCGCACGCUUCAGGCGGCGCGGCGCUCGUGCGGCUGGCGCGGAUCGACUUGAGCGGGCUGCAUCCGCGGUUGAGGGACGGAGGGGCAGGAGGGGCAGGAGGACGGGUCGAGAUCGAGGUGGCGUGUAACUGGCGGAACGUGCUGUGCGGCGGUGCCGGUGUAGCCCGGGUGUACGGCCCGCAGAAGGGCGCGACGGCGCAGCAGGUCGAGCUUCUCUCCGCCGCGCUGGACAACUUCGCCAGCGUCGUCGAGCGUCAGCUGGGAUACGCUGUCGCUCACACGCCAGGCGGCGGGGCGUCGGGCGGGCUGGGCGCCGGGCUGCUCGUGCUGGGCGCGCGGCUGCGGCCGCGGUACGAGGCGGUGAUGGAGUGGUUCGCGAUCGGCGACCUGUUUGCGGACUGCACGCUCGUCUUCACGGCUGAAGGUGGGAUAGAUGGGCAGACGCCGCAGGGGAAGAUCCCGGCUGAGGUGGCGGGAAGGGCCAAGAAGUAUGGUAUCCCGGUCAUUGCGCUGGCGGGCACGGUGGGCCGUGGCGCGGAUGUGAAUUAUGGAGCGGGCAUUGAUGCGUAUACGUCGAUUUUGCAAAGGCCGGGGUCGCUGGAUGAGGCGGUGGCGCAGGCGGAGGAGUUGCUUGUUGAUGCGGCAGAGGGCGCCAUGAGGACGGUGUUGGUGGGGUUGGCGAUGAGGGUUUGA
Lasiodiplodia theobromae is the source of this 1410-nucleotide messenger RNA. Its product is annotated as Glycerate kinase. Gene Ontology annotation, molecular function: glycerate kinase activity. NCBI's taxonomy places the organism in Eukaryota, Fungi, Ascomycota, Dothideomycetes, Botryosphaeriales, Botryosphaeriaceae. The record is from RefSeq and is a predicted model, not a curated record. The transcript has a single exon. The coding region runs from base 1 to 1410 and encodes 469 amino acids.